AUGGCUUCUGGACCAGACCUUGCCGACCGUUCAAGGUUUGCCAAACUGGGAAUGGCAAUAAACGAAGAAUUGACCCAGGCCUGUAGAGAUGUCUUAGAAAUGGAGGUACCUCCUGGUCUUGUCUACAACAAAGUGAAAGCAUCAUCAAUUUAUAAGAAAAUGCGCCCCGAGCAAGAACUUUGUCUUAAAGGCGCCAAAACAGUUGGUUAUAAAGAAUUUGAUAUUACGUUGUUAUACACACUGAUACGAAACAUAUGUAAAACGAUUCCUCUUCCAACAAAUGGUUGGGGUGGAAACACGAUGCCGUCUGUAGGAGAAACAACGAUCGGUGAUGAUGUUGAAAGGAUCAGGUUGAUACGAAACACUAUGUUUGGACACAUAAGCUCGGCAUCUACCUCACAGACAGAAUUUGAUGACACAUGGCAAAUGAUAACUGAUAUCUGCCAAAGACUUCACACGUACACAAACAAAGACUAUUUGUCUGGACUAAGUAAAAUUCAAAGACUGGCCUUAGAAGAAGAACAUGAAAAGGCUAUAAUGGAAAAACUUAAAGCUAAUUAUGAAAAAAAUAUAGAUCUUAUGGAAAAGAUGUCGUCUUUGGAAUUUCAUUCGCAAGGUAUGAAUUCAAAAUCUGAAUCAUUGGAGAAAAAGAUUGUUUACCGUGUACAUAUAUAUGUUAACAAAGCGUGA
Messenger RNA from Saccostrea cuccullata (small rock oyster), 690 nucleotides. RefSeq lists its product as uncharacterized. The record is from RefSeq and is a predicted model, not a curated record. The coding region runs from base 1 to 690 and encodes 229 amino acids. The transcript has a single exon. NCBI's taxonomy places the organism in Eukaryota, Metazoa, Mollusca, Bivalvia, Ostreida, Ostreidae.